Molecule: messenger RNA, 1860 nt
Organism: Echinococcus granulosus
Lineage: Eukaryota; Metazoa; Platyhelminthes; Cestoda; Cyclophyllidea; Taeniidae
Product: Monocarboxylate transporter
Exons: 9
Coding region: 1-1860 (619 amino acids)
Biological process (GO): transmembrane transport; monocarboxylic acid transport
Molecular function (GO): monocarboxylic acid transmembrane transporter activity
Source: RefSeq, a predicted model, not a curated record
AUGGCGACGGUCGUAGUGGAUAGUCCUCGUGCCUGGGGAACUGUUUUGGGUGGUUUCAUCGCAAACUUUCUGCUGGGUGGAUUGGGCAAGUCAUAUGGCAUCAUCAUGGAUGCCUUUCAGGAUGAAUUCGAGGCGCCCACUGCGAUAUUCACCCUAACGGGUGGCAUAAUCUACAUGCUUAUGUUUAUCCUUUCCCUCCCAAACCACUUUGUGGUGCAGCGCAUCGGUGAUCGAGCGGUUGUGAUGAUCGGUGGUAUCAGUGCCUGCAUCAGUCUCCUUGUCGCUUCUGUCGCACCCACCGUCACUGUCUGGGCCAUUGCCAUUGGCGGAGGUGUAGGUAAAUUAUCUUGUUUGCGAUGUCUUUUUCGUGGCACAGUUUACUGUCGGCCGCCAAACUCAGAAUACCAGGUUCCCGAAAGAACCUUGUGGCAAUGCGAUGCUGAAACGAAUGAACUUACUAAGCCAGGCCUUAAUCAUCAACGGCCCGCCUGGAGUUUCUCCUUCUCUUGUGUCUACUUUAACAUCUUCUCGGUGGUUGGCCGCUGCUUCCGCGAAAAGCUGGGCCUCGCCAACGGGUUGAGCGUGGCCGGUGUGUCGGUGGGUCAGAUGGCCUUUCCCAGUCUCGUCACCUUUGUGCUGCAGCGCUACGGGGUGCGCAUGGGCACCCUCAUCAUGUCGGCCUUCUCAUUGCAUCUUUGCGUCACCGCGGCUCUCAUGCCACGCCAUGUGGUGGACGCCGUCUCCGAGGCAGAUAUUGCUCCCAGCUCGUCCUCAAUCUCCCGACGUAUGGAGGAAGAACAGGAGGAACCCUAUUCUAGUGUUAUCCCCAGUCCUCUGGGAGGUAGUGCUGAUGACAUUGAAACAAAGGAGAUUGAUUCCAUGCUGCAGCAUAGAGACGACGCCUCAGUAACGUAUUCUCAUUCCCCGGUGAGGGGACACAAAGGAGCCAGACUGGCGACGGCUCUCCUUAUAAUCUACGUCAUCGGCAAGGUGUUUGCGGAUAAUGGUGAUGUGGGAAUAUCCUUCAUUGCUCCUCCAUACGGUUCCCAAAUUGGCUUCUCUGCUCACACGACUAACUUGGCAAUAGCAGUCGCGGGGGUAGUGGAUCUCUUUUCAAGACUCUCUUUUGGCUGGCUGACCGAUAAACCGAUGUGCAAGGGUCGUAGAGGUACCUUCCUUGCAGCAACCUGGCUCGUUGAGUCUGCGGUGGCCAUCGCUUUUGGACAGAUUACCGGUAUUGGAUGGACCCCUAAGACCUUUUCUUCAUUCUCAAAUCAAGGAAGGCUCCUCAAGGGCUCCCCAACAAACGCACAGACGGCAGCGUACUACAUCUGCUUUGCACUGCAAGGCGUAUGUAGCGGGACCGCAAUGACGCAAAUGAUAAUUGUCCUCUCCGACUGGGUUGGCCCGGAACGCUUAGCUAAGUCUCUCGCCAUCAUGAUGGUCAAUCUUGGCCUACUGUACGUGCCUGCUCAGGCUGUCAUCGGCUACCUGAACGACUUGACUGGUUCGUACGUUUGGUCAAUGCGUUUAUGCGGCCUCUGGCUUCUUGUUGGUGGGCUUGUCUUUCUCUUGGAAUCACCCAUCCGUCGAUUACUUGGGGCCCUGGAUGAGGUACAUCAUCCCCAUCACCGUCAACAGCAUCAAGGACAUAAUGCCGGCAUGAGUCCUGCCAGAUCACCCUGGUGUCAGCACUUCAACGGUGACCAGAGUGCCACUGAAGUACCCGUCACUUCCUUAAUAACAUCCUCAUCGCCUCAGCUUUCAGUGGCACCGCCUAUAGCCAAGACAGGGCUCUCCGAUUCUACCAUCCCCUUUAUCUGUUCUCCGUUGGAGGAGGAGGGUGAAAUCCAAAGCUGA